Messenger RNA from Gongylonema pulchrum, 297 nucleotides. NCBI's taxonomy places the organism in Eukaryota, Metazoa, Nematoda, Chromadorea, Rhabditida, Gongylonematidae. The record is from the annotation of a GenBank genome assembly.
AUGUGUUCUAGAGGUUGGCGAGAACUUUCAAUGAGCAAACGGUGCGUGGAAGUCCAAGUGCAAUUGCGGUAUUCUCGAUUGCUACGAAAAGAAGUGGAAGAUGUAUCAAAACGUGACUACGUGUACUAUUUAGCGAUAGCUCAUACUCGUCUUAAGGAGUACGAUCGUGCGCUUGCAUAUGUCGAUAUUUUGUUAGGCGCUGAAUCAAAUAAUCGCCAGGCUUUGGAUCUGAAGGAAGUGAUCAAACAGAGAAUGAGAAGUGAAAGCAAAAUUCACGUGUUAUUUGGUGACGCUUAA